UUCUUCCCUAUCACUCACUCAAUAUAUUUUGUCACUUUCUCAUCCCAACAACCCUCUCCAAAAUUCCUUCUUAUGUCUUAAUCUUCCUCAUUUUCUUGAUUUAUCUUAUCCUCUUCUAGUUUCUUUUAGUGUUUACAAAUGGUGCCAACAAGUUCAGAAACUGUUCAAAACAGUAAAACUAAAUCCUCCAUUGAAGUUCCCAAUACUCAACAGAAAGUUGAAAUUUCAAUAUCUGAAAAGAAAAUUUCUGCUCCUUCUUCCCCAGCUAAUGGUGCAAUAGCACAAACUGAAACUCUAUCAGCUUCUGCUGCUACUGAUAAAUCUUUACAGAAUUCUCAGAAUGUUGAUGAUCAGAAAGUAAGGGGAGAAGCCACAAUUCCAAUGGGGAAUUACAAUGAUGCUGAGUACAUAGGGAUUAAUGAAGUUGUAUCUCCAAGGGCAAAUGAUCCUAGGAAACUUUCACUCUUGCCUCUAGUUUUCCUCAUAUUCUAUGAAGUAGCAGGUGGUCCAUUUGGUGUUGAGGACACUGUACAAGCAGCCGGUCCACUUCUUGCACUCGUCGGGUUCUUGGUUUUCCCGAUCAUAUGGAGUGUCCCUGAGGCACUGAUCACAGCUGAAUUAGGCACCAUGUUCCCCGAAAAUAGUGGCUAUGUUGUUUGGGUUUCAUCUGCUUUGGGUCCAUUUUGGGGCUUUCAACAAGGUUGGGUGAAAUGGUUAAGUGGAGUCAUUGAUAAUGCCCUUUACCCAGUUUUGUUUCUUGAUUAUCUGAAAUCAGGAAUUCCUGCAUUAGGUGGUGGACUUCCUCGAGUUAUCGCGGUAUUAGGUAUCACGUUGGUUCUAACUUAUAUGAACUAUAGGGGUUUAACUAUUGUUGGAUGGGUUGCUGUUAUGCUCGGGAUAUUGUCGAUCCUUCCUUUUGUCGUAAUGGGGUUCAUUUCGAUUCCAAAACUAAGGCCUGCGAGGUGGUUGGUGGCGGAUGUGCAUAAUGUCGAUUGGAACUUGUAUUUAAACACUCUCUUUUGGAAUCUGAAUUAUUGGGAUUCGAUUAGUACUCUCGUAGGAGAAGUGCAUAACCCGAAGAAAACUCUGCCUAAGGCUCUUUUUUAUGCUGUGAUUCUAGUCGUUUUAUCGUACUUUUUCCCUCUAUUAGUUGGUACUGGAGCUGUUCCACUCGAGCGUGACUUGUGGACGGAUGGUUAUUUCUCGGAUAUUGCGAAAAUCUUGGGUGGAGUCUGGCUAAGAUGGUGGAUUCAAGGGGCUGCUGCAUUGUCAAAUAUGGGGACGUUUGUGGCCGAGAUGAGCAGCGACUCGUUUCAGCUACUUGGUAUGGCCGAGAGAGGGAUGCUACCGGAGUUCUUUGCAAAGAGAUCACGUUAUGGAACACCUUUAGUCGGUAUCCUCUUCUCAGCUUCUGGUGUGAUUUUACUUUCAUGGAUGAGCUUUCAAGAGAUUGUAGCUGCAGAAAAUUUCUUAUAUUGCUUUGGAAUGAUCUUGGAAUUCAUAGCAUUCGUACGAUUAAGAAUAAAGUUCCCAAAUGCAUCGCGCCCAUUCAAGAUACCUGGUGGAACAGUUGGAGCCAUCCUACUGUGUAUUCCUCCGACCAUACUCAUUGGUGUCGUUUUGGCAUUUUCUUCAGUUAAAGUCAUGAUUAUAAGCCUCGCUGCUGUUGCAAUCGGGUUGGUGAUGCAACCCUGUCUUAAGCGUAUUGAGAAGAAUAGAUGGUUGAAAUUCUCCAUUAGUUCUGAUCUUCCUGACAUUCAUCACGAUACUGGAGCAUUACUUCAUUGAUUCUCAUAUAUUGUAGCUUUAUAACGUACAACUCCUCUACUAACAGGACAUAGCAGCAGCUGCAUGGAAUCCAGAACAUCUAUGGAGCACGCGCAUAGAUAAAAGAGACAUUUCACAAGGUAGCUUUUUAAUCUUGUAAGCUUGUGUUUGCCCUGAUCCUAGACCUAUUUUUCCAGGUGUUUGCAUUAGAAACAGAUGAUGAUAUGGUUUCUCUUUUAUAUAUGAAAAGUUGCAAAAAAUGUUAACUUUAUUUCUGCUCUCUUUUACUCUACUCGCUUUAUCCAAAAUGCAUUUAAACGAUAUCCAUUCUCUUCGUAUUCGAGAGUAACCUGUAAAUGAUUGUAUCUACUGAAUAUUGGUAUGCUUUUCUGAAUAUAUAUUGAGCUUUCAACUC
This is a messenger RNA of Nicotiana tabacum (common tobacco), 2182 nucleotides long. Its product is annotated as putative polyamine transporter At1g31830. Gene Ontology annotation, cellular component: membrane. Gene Ontology annotation, biological process: transmembrane transport. Lineage: Eukaryota; Viridiplantae; Streptophyta; Magnoliopsida; Solanales; Solanaceae. Gene Ontology annotation, molecular function: transmembrane transporter activity. The record is from RefSeq and is a predicted model, not a curated record.